Molecule: messenger RNA, 636 nt
Organism: Trypanosoma conorhini
Lineage: Eukaryota; Euglenozoa; Kinetoplastea; Trypanosomatida; Trypanosomatidae
Product: trans-sialidase
Exons: 1
Source: RefSeq, a predicted model, not a curated record
AGCGACAAGGAGUUGAUUAUACUCUACGAGAAGAAGACUGGAGAAGAUUCGUACGGUCUUGCCUACGUGCGCCUGACCACGCAGCUGGAUCGGAUAAAGGAGGUGGUGAGGAGUUGGACUGCGUUGGACGCCGCCUUGCAAAGCUGCAAAGCCAGCGGAAACCUCGACCCGCGAAAGAGGGGCAUGUGCAGCGGCCCUCUUCCCACCAAAGGGCUGGUGGGGUUUUUGUCCGGGAAGUCAACUGGCGGCAAGUGGGAGGACGAGUACCUCGGCGUGGACGCGACAGUCCAUGGGGCAGCAACAAAGUUUACGAACGGCGUGACGUUCAGCGGCGCCGGAGCGGGGGCGGAGUGGCCCGUGGGGAAACUGGGGCAGAACCAGCCGUACUACUCUGCGAACAACAAGUUCGCUCUUGCGGCGACGGUGACGAUCCACGCGGUGCCGGAGGAGGACGGCACUCCUCUGCUGGGCGUGAGGAUGAAAGACGCAGCGAACACUGUGCUCUUCGGCCUCUCGUACACGAAGGACAAGAAGUGGAAAGCCAAACUUGAUAAUGCCGAUGCCGAGGAGCAUGCUGAGGCGUGGGAGAAUGACAAGACGUAUCAAGUGGCCCUGCAAAUGGAUACUGAUGAUUGA